CAGCCCUGUCCUUCACAUCUGUUCGCCGCUUGUCUUCUUCGUGAUUCAUUUUCUCAGCAAAGAAAGGGUAAAGAACGAACGUAAAAGAUGGCAAAGAACACCUCCAGCAGUGCGUUCCGUAAAAUCGAUGUGGAUCAGUAUAACGAGGACAACUUCAGGGAGGACGACGGCGUGGACAGCGCCGCAGCCGGGCCGGACGAGACCGAAAUCACAACACUAUUGACGCAGGGCAAGGUGGUCGAGGCGCUGCUCAGUGCUCUCCAGAACGCUCCGUUGCGCUGUAAAAACCAGAUGGUGAAGGACCACGCCCUGAACAUCACGCUGCGGGUACUCUUAUCAAUCAAGUCCACACAAAUCGACCAGGCCAUUGAUACGGUUGACCAGAACGAUCUGAUUGAUGUGCUGAUGAAGUACAUUUACCGCGGCUUUGAAAUACCCUCGGAGGGCUCCAGCGGGCAUCUGUUGCAGUGGCACGAGAAGGCAUUCGCCAAGGGGGCGUCGGCUGCAUAGUCCGUGUUCUUUCCGACACGAACCGCGCCUAAGGGCGCCCGGCAGCAGCAGUAGCAGGAAAACCAAAGGCUCGCACUGGCUUCAUUCCCCUAUUUAUACGACCCAAUACACACACACACCCACGUACGUACACGAAUACGUCGCGGAGCAUUUAAUCAACGCAACGUUUAGUCAUGACCGGAACGCGGGCAGCAACUGCCGCACCAGCGUAUCGCCGUAUCACCGUGGACACCCACUAUAGGAUGUCGUCAAGGAAAUGCCACACCUGAGCCUAUCUUUCAUUUUGCCGCAAUACAAAUGACGUUUUCCAAAUUAGAUUUUAACUGGUAUUCAAGUAUUAAAGAUUUUAUUAUAAAAUAUGAAAAUGCAGAGUAAUUGUGGUGGAAAACCUGCCACGCCACUGCUUGGCUUUGGCUUGGCACACCUUCGCAUCCCAUGUAAACAUACGAAUAGUUUGAAUCAACCUUUUUCUUCUUUUAUUAGACUAUUCAAAAUGUAAUAAGUGCUUUGAGUAACCUACGGCUUCUACAUUGAUGGCCACUGCUUUGAAGCGGGGACAGAGUGGAGUCGCCUGAUGAAAGACAAAUGCUGGCUGCCUUGGCGUCCGAGGCCGCGGCUGCGUCUUCACUGACGACUCAAAAUGCUCGAAUAAGAAAUGAAAAGCCCACAGAAAUGGUGGGUCUGCAUGCAAUUUGAUGAUUUUUAAGUGCCUGGGGGAAACAUUCAACAAAGGAGGCGUUCGUUCUCUUCAAACGUUGUCUUCAAUAAAUAGUUUGUAUGCUGCA
Molecule: messenger RNA, 1295 nt
Organism: Drosophila obscura
Lineage: Eukaryota; Metazoa; Arthropoda; Insecta; Diptera; Drosophilidae
Gene: Arpc5
Product: actin-related protein 2/3 complex subunit 5-B
Exons: 2
Coding region: 88-510 (140 amino acids)
Biological process (GO): regulation of actin filament polymerization; cell migration; Arp2/3 complex-mediated actin nucleation
Cellular component (GO): actin cytoskeleton; Arp2/3 protein complex; cytoplasm
Molecular function (GO): actin filament binding
Source: RefSeq, a predicted model, not a curated record